CUUACAUCGGAAACUUGGAUUCGUUACAGAUUUUAUUAGAUCUUAGUUACAAUGAGUUGAGUGGAGAGAUUCCAUCAGCUCUGGGAAAACUAAGCAAACUGAUAAAACUCAAUUUAUCCCAUAACAAGCUUUCCGGCUCAAUUCCAUCCUUAUUUGAUCAAAUGCUUAGUUUGAACAUUAUCGAUAUUUCGUUCAAUGAGUUGAGUGGUCCUAUUCCAAAUAUCAAGGCUUUUGAGGAUGCUCCAAUUGAUUCAUUGAGGAACAACAAAGAGUUAUGUGGUAAUAACUCUCGAGUUUUAAAACCAUGUAAUUCCUCGGUUGUUACUGGAAGAAAAGAGGCCAAACAUAGUAAACUUGUGCUAAUAAUCCUUCUUCCUUUGUUUGGUACGUUGUUUCUUUUAUUCGUACUCCUCGCCAUCUUGUUCCGCCUUCGAAAAAAAUCGGUAAGAAAUGCUGCGCCGACAGAUCAAGAUAGAGGUACCGGUACCCAAAGAAAUUUAUUUUCCAUUUGGAAUUACGACGGUAAAAUAGUUUUCGAGCAUAUAAUAGAAGCGACCGAGAAUUUUGAUGCAAAAUACUGCAUUGGAGCGGGAGGAUAUGGGAGCGUUUACAAAGCAGAGUUGUCAACUGGUCAGGUUGUUGCUGUCAAGAAACUUCACUCGUCAGAUGAAGAAUCUGAGAUAUCUGAUCUCAAGUCAUUCGAAAGUGAAGUCCAUGCAUUGACAGAAAUCCGACAUCGGAACAUUGUGAAACUUUUCGGUUUCUGUUCUAAUCUUCAAAGGAGAUUUUCAUUUUUGGUUUAUGAGUUCGUGGAAAGAGGAAGUUUGAAAAAUGUUUUAUGCAAUGGGGAACAAGCAGUGGAGUUCGAUUGGAUAAAGAGGGUGGGAUUUAUCAAGGGAACAGCUAGUGCACUUGCUUACAUGCACCAUGAUUGCAUUCCAGCAAUAAUUCACAGGGAUAUAUCUAGCAAUAAUAUUUUGUUGGAUGCUGAAUAUGAAGCUCGAGUUUCUGAUUUUGGUACGGCCAGGAUUUUGAAGCCAGAUUCAUCAAAUUGGACUUCACUUGCAGGAACCUACGGAUAUGUUGCUCCAGAGCUUGCCUAUACAAUGAAGGUGACCGAGAAAUGUGAUGUUUAUAGUUUUGGGGUGAUCAUAUUAGAAGUACUUAUGGGAACACAUCCGUCUGAAUUGAUCACGUUGCUCUCGCAAAUUCUUCUUUCAUCUCCAUCAUUGAGUAAUAUGGGGCAAAACAUAAGAUUGAGAGACAUCUUGGACCCAUGCCUUGGAGCACCAUCAGAUAUUCUGAAGAAAGAAAUAAUGUACAUCGUGAAGGUUGGAUUCUCAUGCUUACGAGGUGAUCCAAGUACUCGGCCAACUAUGCAAGAAGUAGCAGUAGAGCUAUCAUUGUCGUCUGCUCAGAGCAGGGCAAGUUUAGAGAAGCCUUUUGAAAUGCUUACAUUAGGAGACAUUUUGUUGUCAUAAAAAUUUGUGUAACCCAGUCAUCUUCUUAUUUUCUUUUCGUUUUGUUGUCAUAAUAAAUUAUUCAGUUAUGAGCUUCUUUUUUUUC
This is a messenger RNA of Papaver somniferum (opium poppy), 1566 nucleotides long. Its product is annotated as MDIS1-interacting receptor like kinase 2-like. The transcript is spliced from 2 exons. Gene Ontology annotation, molecular function: protein kinase activity; ATP binding. NCBI's taxonomy places the organism in Eukaryota, Viridiplantae, Streptophyta, Magnoliopsida, Ranunculales, Papaveraceae. The record is from RefSeq and is a predicted model, not a curated record. Gene Ontology annotation, biological process: protein phosphorylation. Bases 162 to 1481 code for a protein of 439 amino acids.